AUGCAGCUGGCUGGAAUCCUAAAGCCGAGUCCCUUGGCAAAGCCUAAGGCUUUUAUCACGCUGAAUAUUGGGGGUCUGUCAGCGGGCGCAGUUGGAGACCUUUUUGCUCAUCGCGCGCUUCGGACAGUGGAGCUGACUGGCGAUGGAUGUCCUGCUUCGGCGCUUGUGGAUGGUCUCAGCAUCGUUUCAGCCGCGAACCCAUCCGUCACGCUGGCUGUGAUUGACCAGAUGGGAGUGCAGAACUGCAAGGAGGGAUGCGUGGAGCAGAACCUGGCUAGCGCUGCAGAGGACGCCCAGCUGGACCUCAGCGCGCUGGAUCUGUCGCAACAGGAAGCAAAGCUGUUCGCGGUCGAACUGGGCAGCGUGUACGCAGGCCUGAAGGGGCAGCUUGCGGCCGUCCAGCAGCGGAAUGAGCUGAAGGUACAGCAAAACGACGUGGAACUGUACGAGAUCUCAAUUAUGGGGAUGCACGCACUGAUUAAUAAGUACGGUCAGGACUCGCCCGAGGUUUUCGCAGCUACAUCUGCUGUGGUAAAGCUUCUGAAGUGGGCUGUGGAGGCCCUCGACGCCGUUUACGAUGGGGACACCGUGUACCAGGUCCUUGCGAUGCAGAAGGGACCCACUCAGACAGCGACUUUUACCCGCCUUGUUAACUGGAAGGACCAGACGCGCAGGCAGCUGCUAGCAGCCACAUUCCCGGAUGCCGAUGAGAAGACCCAAGCCCAACUCUUUUCCGUGAAGGCGGCAGGCUACGGUUCCUUCAUCCUGCUGCUUUACUUUACCCUGGCUUCCAUUUGGUGCAUGUGCAACAUGCCGUUUAAGCGGGAUACCCUCCUCUACGGCAGCAAGAAGGAACAGUAA
Molecule: messenger RNA, 861 nt
Organism: Volvox carteri f. nagariensis
Lineage: Eukaryota; Viridiplantae; Chlorophyta; Chlorophyceae; Chlamydomonadales; Volvocaceae
Exons: 5
Coding region: 1-861 (286 amino acids)
Cellular component (GO): endomembrane system
Source: RefSeq, a predicted model, not a curated record